Auanema sp. JU1783 is the source of this 213-nucleotide messenger RNA. The record is from the annotation of a GenBank genome assembly. Lineage: Eukaryota; Metazoa; Nematoda; Chromadorea; Rhabditida; Rhabditidae.
AUGCGUUUCUUGGCUACAGUCGUUCUUAUCUUGGCUACUCUUCUGGUUGUUUCCUCAUUUCCUCAACUUCCUUUCGGAUUGAAUGAGAGAGGAGGACGCGGUUUGAACAAUCGUGAAUUUCUUCGAAGUUACAACAUGCACAACGUGAACACCUUGGCAGCAUUAUCUCGUUAUGGAGAUAUGUUCGAGAAGCGCUUCAUAGCUCGCGAGUAA